AGAGUAGUCGUGUAAUUGACUUUCGUGGUAUUUCACCUCUAGUUUGUCGAUGUUUUCGUUUCCGCCGCGCAGGAAUGAAGAGAAGAUUCGUUGCGGAUGAUGGAAAAUAGAUCGAAUGCGUUUUUUUUUUCGUACGUUGUCCCGCCAGUGUCACAGUUUUACAGUCUUGUGAUUGGUCUCGGUGGCGCUUACAACCAAUUUCUAGAAGUCGUUAUUCGACAUGUGGGCACCUGCAUCCUCGAGCUCACUUCCAACGCCAGGGACGCUGGUAGGCCUGCGUGGGGCCGUCGCGGGAGACUCUGUACACGACGACCUCCGACCGCCCCAACAAACGAGCGAGCUGUCAACUUUUGAUCGGUGGAAAUGUCAGCUAUUCGGCCAAAACGCACUGAAGUGGUGGAAAGUAGAAACGCUGGCUCACGCGUUGUCGGCGAUGAGGGCAGCACCGGACUUCUACUGUGUGCGUUGUCCGCCAAAAUGUGGUCACGUUGCCGGCUUUUCGCCGGAGAAGAACGCGGUAGGAACCAAGAGACAUAGUUUUUUGCGUAGUUUCUUGCAUGAAAUCUUCUUUGGAUCGCCAUGCUAGUUCCUUGUGUUGAGGUUUCGAGCACUGAAACAGUCGCAUUUAUUUACUUGUACUUUAUGGCUCCAGGUCUGGAUAUGUGGGAACUUGGUUCACAACCCGUUUGAGUUCCGUCGCCUGCUGGCCCACGAGCUGGUUCACGCCUUUGAUUACGCCCGGGCGCACAUGAGAACGCGUGAGCACCUGCUUUGCACGGAAAUCCGGGCCUGGUCGCUGUCUGGCCAGUGCGAUCUGUGGGUAAAUUUCUGGAAGUUUCUGGGUGACGACAUGAUCGACCGCAAGCAGCGCUGUGUCAAGGAGAACGCCCUGCUCAGUGUCCGGCAAAAAGAAAUCUCGGCAGGGACAACACGAAGAGGAAGAUCUACUGCGUCCACGCUUAAACCACAAGAACUUAACACCGACUCCGUCGGUCUUGGGGCUAUGGUUGAAGGGAAGCCAGGAGGCAGUAUGGAAGGUGGAGUGAAGCUCGAGCUGCUGCCCGUAGUAAAGCGUGACGGAAAUAUAACUAAGCCUGAGAGGACGGGAGCUAUUGACGCGGAAAUUUUCAGACAGUGUUACGACGACCACUGGCCGUUCACGGCGAAAGCACACCUUGAUACGUCUUGGCGCAAGCCCGCGCGUGGAGCAUAGGGGAUCUCUGAGGAUGAGCAACCGAAGGCUGCUGCAGGUACUGACGACGGCCAUGUUGCCUCCUGUGGGGCUAUUGAUUCUAC
Amoebophrya sp. A120 is the source of this 1296-nucleotide messenger RNA. Lineage: Eukaryota; Dinophyceae; Syndiniales; Amoebophryaceae. The record is from the annotation of a GenBank genome assembly.